Messenger RNA from Linnemannia hyalina, 546 nucleotides. The record is from the annotation of a GenBank genome assembly. Lineage: Eukaryota; Fungi; Mortierellomycota; Mortierellomycetes; Mortierellales; Mortierellaceae.
AUGGGUCUCUCUAUCUCAAAGCUUCUCUCCGGCCUCUUCUCCAAGAAGGAGAUGCGCAUCUUGAUGGUCGGUUUGGAUGCCGCCGGUAAAACCACCAUCCUCUACAAGCUCAAGCUCGGUGAGAUCGUCACCACCAUCCCCACCAUCGGCUUCAACGUCGAAACUGUCGAGUACAAGAACAUCUCCUUCACCGUUUGGGAUGUCGGUGGACAGGACAAGAUUCGUCCCUUGUGGCGCCACUACUUCCAAAACACCCAGGGUAUCAUCUUCGUUGUCGACUCCAACGAUCGUGACCGUAUCAGCGAGGCUCGUGACGAGCUUCUCCGCAUGCUUAACGAGGAUGAGCUCCGUGAGGCCCUUCUCCUUGUCUUCGCCAACAAGCAGGAUCUCCCCAACGCCAUGAACGCUGCCGAGAUUACCGACAAGCUCGGACUUCACUCUCUCCGCCAGCGUCAGUGGUACAUCCAGGCUACUUGCGCUACCUCUGGAGAUGGUCUCUAUGAGGGUCUUGAGUGGUUGUCCAGCAACUUGAAGCGCAAGGCUUAA